Molecule: messenger RNA, 2309 nt
Organism: Phragmites australis (common reed)
Lineage: Eukaryota; Viridiplantae; Streptophyta; Magnoliopsida; Poales; Poaceae
Product: BAG-associated GRAM protein 1-like
Exons: 18
Coding region: 114-1904 (596 amino acids)
Source: RefSeq, a predicted model, not a curated record
CGCCCCUCUCCAUAACCACCACCUCAUCUCUGCCAUGGCCCUCGCGCGCCUGCCCCUCCCGCUCCCGAAACCCUAGGCACGGCACCCACCUCGUGGGCGCGGACGCGGUCGGCAUGGCGUCGCAGGCAGCGGGGGCGCCGGCUGUUGCGGCGCUAGGUUUUCUCCUCCCGUCCUGCUGGGAGAUCGAGGUCACCUGCGCCGCCGCGAUGAUCCUCGUCGCGCUCUACGCCGCCUACGAGAUCCGCAACCCGCGCUCCGCGCCGGCCGCGGGGGGCGCCGUCGCCGACGAGCUCCUCCUCGUGCGGGAGGGCGACGGCACCGACAAGUACAAGGGAGGCUCGAGCUGCCCCUCCGCUUAUGUGGUGAAGCUCGAAUUGUUGGCCGCAAAGAAUUUGAUCGCAGCGAACUUAAACGGGACAUCAGACCCGUAUGCAUUGAUCACUUGUGGCAGAGAGAAACGUUUCAGCUCCAUGGUUCCUGGCUCAAGAAACCCAAUGUGGGGAGAGGAAUUUAACUUUUUUGUUGAUAGUCUUCCUGUAAAGAUAAAUGUUACGAUAUAUGACUGGGACAUUGUAUGGAAAAGCACAGUUCUUGGUUCUGUUACUGUUCCAGUUGAGUCUGAGGGACAAAGUGGACCAGUUUGGUAUACACUUGACAGCACAUCAGGACAGGUGUGUCUUCAUAUUAAGGCAAUCAAGGUUCAUGAGAGUUCCUCUAGGGCUCUAAAUAACUUUGCUGAGGCUGAUGCUCGUCGAAGGAUAUCCUUGGAUAAGCAAGGCCCCACUGUAGUUCAUCAAAAGCCAGGUCCAUUGCAGACAAUUUUUGGACUUACUCCAGAUGAGGUUGUUGACCACAGUUAUUCAUGUGCACUCGAGAGGUCAUUUCUGUAUCACGGCCGCAUGUAUGUCUCUUCAUGGCACAUUUGCUUUCAUUCAAACAUCUUUUCUAAGCAGAUUAAGGUUGUGCUCCCUUUGAGAGAUAUCGAUGAGAUAAGGAGAAGCCAGCAUGCAGUUAUUAAUCCAGCUAUUACAAUAUUUCUUCGAAUGGGGGCUGGAGGACAUGGUGUUCCUCCAUUAGGGUGUCCGGAUGGAAGAGUCAGAUACAAAUUUGCAUCCUUUUGGAACAGAAACCAUACAUUUAGAGCGUUGCAGCGAGCUGUGAAGAACUUCCAAACGAUGAUAGAGGCUGAGAAACAGGAACGUGCUCAGUCUGCACUACGUGCACUCAGCAGCUCAAGAAAAAGUAGCAAGGAGUUAAAUGUUCCAGAAGAUUGUGCUGCUUUAACAGGGCAGUUACAACCUUUUGUCAAAGAAGAAGUUCUAGUCCCUGUAUUCAAUGGAACUUUUCCGUGUACUGCAGAGCAGUUUUUUAGUAUUCUAUUAAGUGAUGACUCGAGUUACAUAACAGAGUACCGGAUGGAUCGGAAGGAUAAAGAUAUAAAUCUGGGUCAAUGGCACCUCGCAGAUGAGUAUGAUGGCCAGGUGAGAGAACUUAAUUGUAAAUCAAUAUGCCAUAGUCCAAUGUGCCCUCCAUAUUCAGCGAUGACAGAGUGGCAGCAUAUGGUUCUUUCAGCUGACAAAACAGAUCUGGUAUUUGAAACUGUACAGCAAGUACACGAUGUUCCAUUUGGUUCCUACUUUGAGAUACACUGUAGGUGGUCUGUGAAAACUAUCAGUUCGAGCUCGUGCAGUCUUAACAUAAGUGCUGGUGCGCAUUUCAAGAAAUGGUGCAUAAUGCAGUCUAAGAUAAAGAGUGGCGCUGUGGAUGAGUAUAAGAAGGAAGUUCGGGAAAUGUUAGAAUUCGCACGGUUGUAUAUGCUCAAAGUUAGGUCCCCUAACCAAGAUAACAGUGCUCUUACCCAACAAGACAACAUGGUGCUGGAUGCAAUGCCUGGUGAUCAAUAAUUAUUUCAGGUUGUGCCAACUGAUGUAGGAUGACAUCUGCCGCCCCAUGGUGUUUAAUGAGUUGUGAUGUUAUACACAGAAGGCCAGGUGAACCUGUAACUAGUCCGCAUCUAACAUGAUUAGCUGCCUUCAAAAAGAAAGUGUAGAUCUUGUAGCGUGUAAACUAAUACUUUCCCUGUCAUUUCUGUAUCCAUUUGGUCUGAUGUGCAUCUGUGUGGUGUUCAAGAUGAACAAAGAAAGAAACAAGAGGUAAAUAUGUCCCCAAACCAUCAGAACUUCUAUAGUGUACAUUUCUUUAGUUACAAAGGGCUUAUGUUGUACAAAUAGAAGUUUCAUGUCCUACAAAUAACUUCUCAACAAUCCAUAUGAAUUGGUAAAGCAACAAGCAUCCGAUUUCAGAUGCCA